Octodon degus (degu) is the source of this 1163-nucleotide messenger RNA. Its product is annotated as methyl-CpG-binding domain protein 4. Gene Ontology annotation, cellular component: nucleus. The transcript is spliced from 7 exons. Gene Ontology annotation, biological process: base-excision repair. Gene Ontology annotation, molecular function: catalytic activity; DNA binding. Lineage: Eukaryota; Metazoa; Chordata; Mammalia; Rodentia; Octodontidae. The annotation marks the transcript as partial. The record is from RefSeq and is a predicted model, not a curated record.
GUGGAAUUGCUGCGAGUUCAAAGCCAGCCUUGGCUACAGAAGGACAACAGCCCACAGACACACACACAAAAGCGCAAGACGAGCCAGUACUUCUCCAGCAAGUACAUCAGAGGAGCUCUUAGCCCUCCUCGACGCAAAGCCUUUAAGAAGUGGACCCCACCUCGGUCGCCUUUUAAUCUCGUCCAAGAGACACUGUUCCAUGACCCCUGGAAGCUCCUCAUUGCAACAAUAUUUCUCAAUCGGACCUCAGGUAAGAUGGCUAUCCCUGUGCUCUGGGAGUUCUUGGAGAAGUACCCCUCGGCCGAGGCGGCAAGAGCUGCCAACUGGAGAGAUGUGUCUGAACUGCUGAAACCACUUGGCCUCUAUGACCUCCGAGCCAAAACCAUUGUCAAGUUUUCAGAUGAGUACCUGACAAAGCAGUGGAAGUAUCCAAUUGAGCUUCAUGGAAUUGGCAAAUACGGCAACGACUCUUACCGCAUUUUUUGCGUCAAUGAGUGGAAGCAGGUGCACCCUGAAGAUCACAAGCUCAACAAGUACCAUGACUGGCUUUGGGAAAACCAUGAAAAGCUGAGUCUGUCCUGAAGGCUUUGCCGCUCCAGACUCUUGUUCUGUGCUUUGCCUUGUACCUUGGUCUCUGAGCUCCAUGGAGCAGACCGGCCACCUUCCCCCGAGUCAGGUGUGAGUCUAGUGGCUAGUGUGUGCUUCCUCAGCUCGCGUGCCCAUGGUGCUCUGCUACUAAAGUCAUUAGAAGAUUCUUUGAGGCUUAAAUAAUAGUUCUGAAAAUGUACGUGACUUUUCUGAUACUAAAAUUGACAUAAAGGUAAAAGACUUUUCUAAACUACCAGUAAUGUGAAACACAUUUCUAUCAGGCCUGCUAAAGAUUAGGCUUCCAGUUCUUCCUAUAAAAAUAGUAUUAUUGUAUACAAUUUUUACAUGAAAAAUCACAGAAUUUGCCAUUUUUACAGGUAUUACAAUAUUGUAAUUCAAAUAUUGAGAGACUUCCCUCAGAAUCACAAAAUCCUAAAUUACUCUUAAUUACUGAUCUCUAUUUUAAUGUAUAAUGUGAAAAUAAAAUUGCAUCUCCUUCUCCCUAACACAGACACUCCUGUCAUAAGGAUCCAACCCAUUUUUAAUUUAAAAAAUAUAUUCUUAAUCCAUACUGC